AUGAAACUUCGUGGCGUGCUUCGAGCGCCCAAACAGCCAGCUGGACAGCAUACCAUUGGCACCAAGUGGGUAUUCAAUAUCAAGCGGAAAGCUGAUGGAUCCAUCGAGAAAUACAAGGCGCGUCUCGUGGCAAAAGGGUUCAAGCAGAAAUAUGGCAUCGACUACACGGAGACGUUUUUGCCGGUAGUCAAGUACGUGACGCUGCGCAUGGUAGUUGCAAUCACGAAGUACUUUGACUGGACACUGGACCUACUGGACGUGGUGACAGCUUUGCUAUGCGAAGAGAUGAAGGAAAAGGUAUUCUGCGCGAUCCCAGAAGGGGUCGAAGUUGAUGAAGACUUUGACUGCUUCGAAUUGUUGAAGGCGAUCUACGGACUAAAACAAGCAUCGCGCGUAUGGAAGGAAAUUUCUAUGAGUUCGUCUGCUCCAUUGGAUUUCAAGUAUCUCAUUUUGACCCGUGUCUUUAUCUCAAGAUUACAAGUGGCGACGGCUGUGAAGAAGACACCUCGUCAAGCUGCGUCAAGUGUUGAAGCAAGUGGAAGACCAAGCUUCGCUAUACCGGUGGGUACCGGUAUGUACCAGUAA
This is a messenger RNA of Peronospora matthiolae, 585 nucleotides long. The record is from the annotation of a GenBank genome assembly. Lineage: Eukaryota; Oomycota; Peronosporomycetes; Peronosporales; Peronosporaceae.